AUGACUGACGUUCCUCUUCCUGAAUGCCUUCCAAAGCCAGAAGAACCGAAAGCUGCAGAACCACAACAGUCUCCUCAGCAACCUCAGUUCCAGCAAGUACCUCCACCAAAUUACUACCAAUUUCCACCUCAAGGUUAA
Messenger RNA from Trichomonas vaginalis G3, 138 nucleotides. RefSeq lists its product as uncharacterized. The transcript has a single exon. The coding region runs from base 1 to 138 and encodes 45 amino acids. The record is from RefSeq and is a predicted model, not a curated record. Lineage: Eukaryota; Parabasalia; Trichomonadida; Trichomonadidae.